AUGAAAAAUAUAUCGAAUACCGAGGAACAUGACAACAAUAUUUAUGAGGUUGGAAACAAUGUCGUAUUGAAUGAAAAACACAAGCUAAGGAAUAAGAGAGAUAGAAAAAGCACAAAAGAUAUCAAUGAAGGAGAAAGUCAAAGCAAUGCUAUUAAUAAGGUUGUUAGGCAAAGGGAUCCAACUAAAUGGACCAAUGAUCUUCAUGCCAAAUUCAUGGAAGUUGUACAACAACUUGGAGAAGGAAGAUGUUAUCCCAAGAAGAUUUUUGAGCUAAUGCAAGUGCCUGGUCUUACAAAAAUUCAAAUUGGUAGCCAUCUACAGAAAUGUCGUCGCAAUAAUUGGAGAUCUCCAAAAGAGCAAAGAUAUGUUUGUCUCCCAUCAGGACAGGGAUCCUCGAAUGAUUCUCAUGAACCAAGAAGUAACUUUCCAAAAUAUGGGGCAAUGCCUCGACUUCAAACAAAUGUACUGAAUUUGCAAUGUAACCCAGACGAAAUCCAAAAAGGCCCAGAGUUUUCAUUUUCAACUCCCAAUAUCAACAAUAGCUUUGCUAGAAGAGAGAAUUCAAUUCAACAACAAUUCAAUCUCCCACAACUUCAGGUUCAACCCCACUCUUUCAAUAUUGAUAAUCCAUUCAAUGACUCAUUUUUGUUGGACCAAAAUAAUGUUGGUGGUGGGCUACAACAUGAAACAUUAUUUGGAAUUUCGGGUUCACAAGAAUUACAAGGCUCAAUUAAUAGGAACACUAAUUAUAGGCCUGGCCUGACGUUUAACAGUGGGGAUCAUGAUCAUGCUCAAUGUGCUUACAACUUGAAUCUCAAUGCGACCUAUGGGGCAACAUAUUCAAGUAGAAGAAUAGUGUCUGAUAUAGACAUUGAAAAUGUGUCAAUUAAUCAAUACAAUUUGAAUGUGAAUGCAGACAAUGUGACAAUAUGUUCAGAUAAAACAAUGAUGUCUACUACUUAUGUUGGAAAUGCGGCUAUUAAUGGAUUAGGAGCAACAAAUACAAAUGUUCAACAAUAUAUUGGUGAGCCAAAUAUAUCUGGAGGCAAUAUUAUUGCGACAUUAUAUGAGAGUGACAUUGAAGGGCGUGAUCCAAAUGAGAAGGAAGAUUGUGAGGCAUAUUACAAUAAUACGGAGUAUCUCCUAUAA
Messenger RNA from Solanum stenotomum, 1149 nucleotides. RefSeq lists its product as uncharacterized. Gene Ontology annotation, biological process: regulation of DNA-templated transcription. The transcript is spliced from 3 exons. The record is from RefSeq and is a predicted model, not a curated record. Gene Ontology annotation, cellular component: nucleus. Gene Ontology annotation, molecular function: DNA binding; DNA-binding transcription factor activity. Lineage: Eukaryota; Viridiplantae; Streptophyta; Magnoliopsida; Solanales; Solanaceae. Bases 1 to 1149 code for a protein of 382 amino acids.